UUGUUGAAAUCUGUUAAUCCUGCAUUUUGAACAGUUAUGAACAACCACGCAUCUUCCAAGCCAUCUACCAUGAAGCUAAAACAGACCAUCCACCCCAUUCUUUUACAUUUCAUACAUUUUGUAAUAUCACUUUAUACUAUUUUAACUUAUAUUCCAUUUUAUUUUUUGUCGGAGUCAAGACAAGAGAAAUCAAACCAAAUUAAAGCAAGGCCUGUAAAUUCAAAACCUGAUUCUGCAUACAGAUCUAUUCAUAGUUUGGAUGGUUUGGCCUCAGUAUUACAUCCUGGAUGUGAUACUUUAGAUAAAGUUUUUAUGUAUGCCAAAAACAAAUUUAAAGACAAAAGACUCUUGGGGACACGUGAGAUUUUAAAUGAGGAAGAUGAAGUACAACCAAAUGGAAAAAUUUUCAAAAAGAAGCUGGUGGGGGUGGAUGGUGACAGUGAUGUUGAUGGUGAAUUUGAUGUUGGCCAUGUGAACCAGAGUUCCUGUGAUAGUGAAGUGGAACAAGAUUCGAUUGAUAGAGACACAGGGCAUGAUGCAGAUGAGGAAGAAAACAACAUUGUUACGCUAUAUGCCACCCUAGGAGGACCAGCCAUUGUUCACGGGUUAAAUGAAACAGAGGUGACCAACAUUAUCACCAGUAAAGAACUCUUACAAACAAAGUUGAAGGACAUAGUUUCCCUGGUUCCGCGCUUGCGCCACAUCAUCACUGUUGACGGGAAGCCACCAACCUGGUCAGAGUUCCCCAAGGGCAUUGUUGUGCACACCAUGGCCACUGUGCAGGCCCUGGGAGCAAAGGCCAGCUCAGAAAAUGAACCUCAGAGCAAACCGUUGUCCUCAGAUAUUGCAGUAAUCAUGUAUACAAGUGGGUCCACGGGAAUUCCCAAAGGAGUCAUGAUCUCACACAGUAACAUCAUCGCUGGGAUAACUGGGAUGGCGAGGAGGAUUCCUAAAGUGGGAGAGGAAGAUGUGUACAUUGGAUAUUUGCCCCUGGCUCACGUUCUAGAAUUAAGUGCUGAGCUUGUCUGUCUUUCACACGGAUGCCGCAUUGGUUACUCUUCCCCGCAGACUUUAGCAGAUCAGUCUUCAAAAAUAAAAAAAGGAAGCAAAGGGGACACAUCCAUGUUGAAGCCAACACUGAUGGCAGCUGUUCCGGAAAUCAUGGAUCGAAUCUACAAAAAUGUCAUGAAUAAAGUGAAUGAAAUGAGUAGUUUUCAACGGAAUUUAUUUAUUCUGGCCUAUAAUUACAAAAUGGAGCAGAUUUCAAAAGGCCGCAGUACCCCACUCUGUGACCGCUUUGUUUUCCGGAAAGUGCGGAGCUUGCUAGGGGGAAACAUUCGCCUCUUACUGUGUGGCGGUGCCCCGCUCUCUGCGACCACACAGAGGUUCAUGAACAUCUGUUUCUGCUGUCCCGUGGGGCAGGGCUAUGGACUCACUGAAUCCACGGGCGCCGGGACAAUCACUGAAGUGUGGGACUACAACACCGGCAGAGUCGGAGCACCAUUAGUUUGCUGUGAAAUCAAAUUGAAGAACUGGGAAGAAGGUGGAUAUUUUAAUACUGAUAAACCACACCCCAGGGGUGAAAUUCUUAUUGGUGGUCAAAAUGUGACAAUGGGAUACUACAAAAACGAAGCAAAAACAAAAGCUGACUUUUUUGAAGAUGAAAAUGGGCAGAGGUGGCUCUGUACUGGAGAUAUUGGAGAGUUUGACCCAGAUGGCUGUCUGAAGAUUAUUGAUCGGAAGAAGGACCUCGUAAAACUGCAGGCCGGAGAGUAUGUUUCUCUUGGGAAAGUAGAGGCAGCUCUGAAGAAUCUCCCGCUGAUAGAUAACAUCUGUGCAUAUGCAAACAGUUACCAUUCGUAUGUCAUCGGAUUUGUUGUGCCAAAUCAAAAGGAACUAACAGAACUGGCUCGAAAGAAAGGACUUAAAGGGACUUGGGAGGAGCUAUGUAACAGUAGUGAAAUGGAAAAUGAGGUCCUGAAAGUGCUUUCUGAAGCUGCUAUCUCAGCAAGUUUGGAAAAGUUUGAAAUUCCUGUAAAAAUUCGAUUGAGCCCUGAACCAUGGACCCCUGAAACUGGUCUGGUGACGGAUGCCUUCAAGCUGAAACGCAAGGAGCUGAAAACCCACUACCAGGCGGACAUCGAGCGAAUGUAUGGGAGGAAGUAACUGCUCUCCUUGGCAUGGGUUUGCUGCAUUGAGCUCAGAUCAAAUAGGAAAAUACUUGAAAAAUGCACGUCUCGGACUGAGGCACACUCCAUUCUUCAUGUUAAACCCAAACUGCUGUUUCUCCUGACACCACCAUUUUUAACUGACAGGCUUAGUAAACUAUUAAGACAGCCAACCUGUGUCUGCCUCUUCUUUCUUUCUCCUCCUCUGGCUGACCUUACCGCCUGUGACUGCUUGUGGGAGAAACUUUCUGGAUCAUUUUGGGGGAGCAGUGAUUUUAAAACCUCAAGUUUUUAAACAUGAUUUAUAUGUUCUGUAUAAUGUUCAGUUUGUAACUUUUUAAAGUUUGAAUGUAUAGAGGGAUAAAUAAGUAUAAAAAUCGGUUAUUUGGGAGAUUUUUUUACUUAAUGUAUUUAAAAAAUAAGGGUCUUGAUGUGAAAUUAUGUAAAUUUAAAAUGCUUAUGAAUCAAAUCAUUGUUGAACAAAAGAUUUGUUGUUGUGUAAUUAUUGUCUUGUAUGCAUUUGAGAGAAAUAAAUAUACCCAUACUU
Octodon degus (degu) is the source of this 2715-nucleotide messenger RNA. RefSeq names its product acyl-CoA synthetase long chain family member 3 (gene Acsl3). The transcript has 14 exons. Bases 37 to 2166 code for a protein of 709 amino acids. The record is from RefSeq and is a predicted model, not a curated record. Gene Ontology annotation, biological process: long-chain fatty-acyl-CoA metabolic process; neuron differentiation; long-chain fatty acid metabolic process. Gene Ontology annotation, molecular function: long-chain fatty acid-CoA ligase activity. Gene Ontology annotation, cellular component: lipid droplet; plasma membrane; endoplasmic reticulum. NCBI's taxonomy places the organism in Eukaryota, Metazoa, Chordata, Mammalia, Rodentia, Octodontidae.